AAUUUGGUGAUAACUUCAACGGUGUCAAAGUAUAUUUACCCUCUGUUAGUGUAAGGAAACGGGAGGGGGCGUGGGGAAUAAAAAGAGGAAAGGUUCUAGGUACAAAAGGAUUGCCUGAUGAGACAAUAGUCAACAACACUGAACGGAAGACAAUAUAUGCAAUAUAGAAGCAUGAACAAGGCGUAGAAAGUAAUAUUACUAAACGGUUGCCAGAUUUUACAUAUGAAAACAAGCAUGGAUAUUUCGGAAGAACGGACUAACACGGAACGCAUUGGCGAAAAGUGUGAACAGUUCACCGAUGGUCGAGAUAGUUAUAAAGUCAACAGUCUAAAGCAGUCUGCUAUCAACGGUGGGGCAGAAAUCAAAAAGCUUUGUCUUGUAAGGAUUUUAAUGAUAAUGCAUUGCGUUUUAGCCUGCUGGAGAGUUGUUGUUGCGAAAAACGAUGCCUGGUUUUGGUUUUUAUGUGGUUUAAAUUUACUUAUUAUUGCCGAAGGUUGCCUGUCAAACAAACGGGAGCAACACAAUAUAGUUUUGAAGAUACUUUACAGGUGGCGACCUUGUAUUGCAAUUUAUUUGAUUACCGUAUUGCCCAACAUUUGGCUGCUGCAAAUUCACCGAUAUAACGUUGCAGUCGCGUCAAUGGAUGACGUAGACAUAACUUACACACAAUCUACUGCCGUAGUCUCCACAACAGGACAUUAUGAUGGAACAAAUGGAACGUUUACAACAACGCCAGGAACAUUAGAGUCAUUCGUCAGUACGAUUCUGUCUCUGGAAGAUUCAACAUGGAUCGUUGUGAUACAGGAUAUCAUGAUAUACAUUCUCCUAUUUGCUGUUUGGCUUCUUGAUAACGUGUCACACGAUUUGCUUUCACAUCAGUUAAUAGCAUUUCUGGCAUCAGCGUCCGACAUUAUGGAACUGUAUGCACUUUUCGACGAAUCUGCCGUACAGGAGGACUUUACUGUCACCUGUGUUGUGCUUGGUGUUUGGACGGUGAGCUUCGUCCAAUUUGUUCCCGUCUUGCACAAAACAUCUCUUAACAACACAAUACAAGAUUCGUCUAUGAUCAUGGACCUUCGAGAUUCACAUACACGUGGUCCCUGGGAAAUUGCGGAAUGCUUUGCAGCCAUACUUUUGCAAGACGGACCAUUCUUGUGCGUCCGUCUGUUUGUAGUGAUAGAACUUCAGUUAGUCUCGUACAGUUUAGUGUUUUUCUUGAUUAAGAAUCUUCUCACCCUUGGUCUUCUAUCAUAUCGAAUAAUUGGUCUGUGUAUAAAACAUAAAAGUUUUACGGGACAAAGGCAAGAAACAAUAUAGUCUAAAAUAGUAUGUUUAAUGGCUAUACGAUCAAUUCACACACAGAAAAUACGUACACUCUGUAUAUUAAAAAUUGAGUUUAGAUAAUGUAUGUAUCUAUUUUUAUCAGGGUCCCUUCUUUAAAUCAUGUAAGUACAUUUUGCUUGAUAAAGGUAUAUUUGUAAAAAGGUGAUAAAGAGCAAGACGGCGAAACCCAAUGACGUCAAGUGACGUUGUUUCCGUUAGUGAAAAAUGAGCUUUAUUAUCUUUUAAACGCGAUCAAGUUAUUAUUUUGUUUAUGCUUUAAGACUACAAUUUAAUAGAUCAUACAGCCACAUCACUAUGUAAAAUUCAACUUCUUUUAAAAAGGUAUGCUACGUAAAGCGCGAGGACGCCGUGAUAUUUGUUUUUAUAAUACAUGUUUUUGAAAAAAACAGGGCUGAUAAAAGCUACCUUAAUGUUACAACUGUUUAUUAUUUGAUGAGUGGAACAACUUAAUGAAGUAAGAACUCUUUUGAACCCGAAUGACGACCAAACACAAAAUUCACGAAAUGGCUGCUCCGUAAAUAUUUUGAUAUUUUUAUAUAACGUAGCUCUCUUCAUGUAUUUUAGUAUGUUUUUCAGAACGUUUGAUUUAAAAUAUUUACAUCUCAACUUCCAUUCCUUAAAUGAACUGCCUUUCGGCAAUUGCGUUCAUCAAUCGAUGAACGCAACAUCUUCGGAUAUGUUCGGAUCGUAAUUCAUUGCAUAACAAUAUACAUGAAAGCUAUUGAUCUUGUUAUUGGCUGUAUUAUGUCUGCAGGUCCCGUAAAAUAUAGAUAAACAUUUUUAAAAGUGUUAGUUUAUUAUAUUUUAAAUAUAUUGGUACCAGAAGUGUUUCAAUUUUACGUUUUAAAGUGAUUUCAAGCGGUUGAUCUUUUCCCGCGUUAUUGUGACGUCAUUUGAAAACAAAUGUUUCCGGUUAUAGUCGGGUCGUUCUAUUUACAGAAUGGGUAAGAACGGAUUACUGAAAGGUUUUCUUAAAUGAAAUGAAGUAUAUUUUUAACAAUUCUUGAAUGAAAUAAUGAACUAAUGGUGUAAUUAUAAGGAAUGAAUUGCGGGGUUGAUGUCAUU
Molecule: messenger RNA, 2409 nt
Organism: Mya arenaria
Lineage: Eukaryota; Metazoa; Mollusca; Bivalvia; Myida; Myidae
Product: transmembrane protein 26-like
Exons: 3
Coding region: 223-1317 (364 amino acids)
Source: RefSeq, a predicted model, not a curated record